AAUUAGUUACAGUGGACCUCCAUUUUUUUGUCGUGUUGGGGAACCUCAACAAAACAAAAAAGCACGAGCCUCUGAAUCAGGAGGGGAAUGAGAUACCCUAGACUCGGCUGUCACAUGAGUUAUUCAGGCUCAAUACGGUACACAGCCAUCACAAGCUUCUCAUCGUCUUGGCAGGGUCCAAAUACGUGCUCCUCACUCGCUCCACGUGGUGAUGUUGCCUCGUAAGGUAGUAAGGCGAACAACUGCCAGACCAGACUGGCGGUGCAUGACAUGACAAGGAAUCACUGGUCUUGGGGAUUACGACGGCAAAAAAUGACCACUAUUUCCGAUUGCGGUAAUAAGUGGAAUGAUCGCCAAGAUUACGCUGCAGGCAGAGGCCCGAUACCGCGGUCUCCCUUGUUGCGCUGACACUAGUUAUAGAAGGCGGUGACAGAAUCUUACGGCAGAAUUGGUCUAAUUUUAUUCCCUUAUUCAGCGUUGAGUGCCGAAGAAGGGUGGUCAAGUGAUUCACGAGCAGGUGAUGGAGCAGGCUUAAGCUUAAGUUUAUCAUCAGAUAUAGUAAUCGCGAGAUCCCACAGUUGGCCGAGUUAUUGAGACCUCAGAAAACAGGCUGAGUCAGUUCAAAUGAACCGCGGCUUGGAUCGGCGAAAUUGACCUCUGAUUGGAAGUGAAGCCACUGAAUCACAAGGCAAGGAUUUCCACUACCGCCCACUGCGUCAUAUCACCAUAAUCAACAGCGACAAGGGUUGAGCGUGGAUCCUGCUGACCUAAUAUCCUCUGCUCACCCCUUUUCCCCUUUCAGUCACCUCGACUUUUUCACGAUAUCGAUAAAAUUCCAAGCUUCGCACUACGCUCCCAGCUACUUUUCACUUCAUUGCAUAAAAAAGUACAACAUACGAUUACAUCAUGCGUCAACCCAUAGCGACACAACCAGUCACCAAUGGUGACGGAGAGGAAUGGUAUCUUCCCGACAAGAUGCUCGCACGUGCGUGAACCCAUGCUGUAAAAUAGCUGCGUACUAACAACGGACCUUCAGGACACCCCAGCAAGCCUCACAUUGGCAGCUUGGAGGAGUACCAACAGAUGCAUCAGCUCUCCAUCAAGGAGCCCGAAGCUUUCUGGGGAAACCUGGCUCGGGAGCUUCUUACAUGGGAUCAUGACUUUCACACCGUCAAGAGCGGCUCGCUAGUCGAGGGUAACCCUUCUUGGUUUCUUGGCGGAAAGCUGAAUGCUUCGUUUAACUGCGUUGACCGCCAUGCGCUCAAGGAUCCUAACAAGGUUGCUAUCAUCCACGAGACUGACGAUGGGAACGGCGGUCGCUCCAUCACAUAUGGCGAGCUGCUUAAGCAAGUCAGCAAGGUCUCCUGGGCUCUCAAGGACCUUGGCGUUCGAAAGGGCGACACAGUCGCUAUCUACAUGCCCAUGAUUCCCGAAGCUCUGGUCGCCAUCCUUGCUUGCACCCGUAUCGGCGCUGUUCACUCUGUUGUUUUCGCUGGUUUCUCAGCUGGUUCGCUGCGAGAUCGCGUCGUCAACGCCAAGAGCAAGGUCGUCAUCACUGCUGAUGAGAGUCAGCGAGGCGGCCGAACAAUCGGAAUCAAGAAGAUUGUUGAUGAGGCGCUCAGCCCACUCGAGGGCGUUCAGACUCUUGUUUUCAAGAGAACCGGUGCCAAGGUCGCGUGGACUGAGGGACGGGAUCAUUGGUGGCAUGAACAGGUUGCCAAGUGGCCUAGCUACAUCCCUCCCGAGGCCAUGGACGCCGAGGAUCCUCUGUUUUUGCUGUAUACCUCUGGAUCGACAGGCAAGCCAAAGGGUAUCUUGCAUACCACUGGUGGUUUCCUGGUUGGAGCAGCUGCAACGGGAAAGUAUGUGUUUGACAUUCACGAGAACGAUCGAUACUUCUGCGCUGGCGACGUUGGUUGGAUCACUGGCCACACCUACGUGGUCUACGCUCCGCUCCUUUUGGGUGUCUCUACAGUUGUCUUUGAGGGAACACCGACAUUCCCUGAUGCUUCUCGUUUCUGGGAUAUCAUUGCGAACCAUCAGAUCACGCACUUCUACGUGGCCCCUACUGCUCUUCGCUUGUUGAAGAGAGCUGGAUCUGACCCUGUCAACCAUGACACCAGCAGUCUGCGUGUUCUCGGUUCAGUUGGUGAGCCUAUCGCUCCUGAGAUUUGGAAGUGGUACUACGAUGUCAUUGGAAAGGGUGAAUGCCAUAUCGUUGAUACAUACUGGCAAACUGAGACUGGCUCUCACGCCGUCACCCCUCUCGCUGGCGUUACACCCACCAAGCCUGGAUCCGCUUGCCUGCCAUUCUUCGGUAUCGACACAGUCUUGAUCGAUCCUGUUUCUGGCGCUGAGAUCCACGGCAACGGGGUCGAAGGCGUUCUUGCUUUCAAGACAUCAUGGCCUAGCAUGGCCCGAACUGUCUAUGGUGACCACCAGAGAUUCGAGGAGACAUAUCUCAAGGUUUAUCCCGGAUACUACUUCACCGGUGAUGGAGCUGCUCGUGACCAAGACGGAUUCUACUGGAUCCGCGGCCGUGUCGACGACGUGAUCAACGUCAGCGGUCACCGCCUCUCGACAGCCGAAAUCGAAGCUGCAAUGGUCGAGCACGCCGCCGUCGCUGAAUCCGCCGUUGUAGGAGUUUCCGACGAAGUAACAGGCCAAUCUGUCAUCGCCUUUGUCUGCCUCAAGGAAGCUUUCAGAACAUCUGAGGAAGAAGUCCACGCCGAGCUUAGACUGCAGGUCCGCAACAGCAUCGGCCCUUUUGCUGCUCCUAAGAAGAUCUUUAUGGUGGUUGAUCUGCCCAAGACGCGGUCUGGAAAGAUCAUGCGUCGUGUUUUGCGAAAGGUGGUUAUGGGUGAGCAGGAUCAGCUGGGUGAUAUUACUACGCUUUCGGAUCCCUCUGUUGUUGAGAAGAUUAUUGGUGUUGUGCACAAGAGCGGUUAAUGGGAUAGAGAUAAAAUAAAGGAAAGGAUCGCGGUUAGAUGUUUCUUGGACGGGUCAUGAUUAGAGUAUUGCUCUCAACCCACUGUCUUUAUAACUUGUAAUAAUCCAAAUAUAAGAUGACGCCAUAUAUUCUGGGCCACGUUUGUCAAAAUUUGCACUCUUAAUCUCAAGGUUGCGUCUACAGUUUGC
This is a messenger RNA of Fusarium odoratissimum NRRL 54006, 3138 nucleotides long. RefSeq names its product acetyl-coenzyme A synthetase. Gene Ontology annotation, cellular component: cytosol. NCBI's taxonomy places the organism in Eukaryota, Fungi, Ascomycota, Sordariomycetes, Hypocreales, Nectriaceae. Gene Ontology annotation, molecular function: AMP binding; acetyl-CoA synthetase activity. The transcript is spliced from 5 exons. The record is from RefSeq and is a predicted model, not a curated record. Bases 1084 to 2949 code for a protein of 621 amino acids.